UUAAUCAUUAGAUAAUUAUGAUGUCCUGGGAUUUGGUUUUCUGGGCAAAUAAGGAAGCUGUUGACUAUAUUCCUUCAAGUUGGGCUCUUGAUGAAGUAACUUAUAAAUGGCCCCUAGGAGUUUCACAAGAAGUAAGACAAGGCUUAAUUGAUACAUGUGAUCCAUUAAAAAACAUUAAGUAUCGAACAAGCAGAGGGAUAGCAAGAAAAAAAGGAAUAACUGACUUACAAAAUGCCAAGACCUUAUGCGAGAGAGCUCUAUAUACUUCUUCUGUAGAUACUACGACCGACGCUGAAACUCCACAAAAUUUGGAUAAUGAUAGCAGCGAUGACCAAAAUGUAGAGCCUCCUGAAAAAACUGUCCGUUUCAGUAUAUUUAGAAAGUCGCGUGAAACUCCACCGGCUUUUACACCGCCGAUUGCAACAAAAUCUUUGGGGAGUGAAAAUACCACUGACAGCCCUAAAAGUCAAAACACAGGUUUAAGUAAGCUAUCAUAUAACAGCGUUAAUAGUCAGAGAAAUAGUAGUGAUGAUGAUGAUUUACCACUUAAAGAACUUGUGGUCCCCAGUACAUCCUCAAACUUUCAUGUAACUGCUGAAGGACCCGACGAUUUUACGCCAAGCAAAAGGAAAUCUUUAUUUCAAGAAAAUUUAAAUAUCAAAAAAUAUAAAGUACGUUGUAUGGCUGAAUCACCAUCGGUUUUGAACAAUGGUCAAAGGGAAUUAGACACAAGUCCAUUUGAGCCGUCAGUAGCUUUAACAGUUUCUGAGAGAUUGAUGUUAAAAGAAAUAAAAAAGUUGAAUUGGGAAAUACAGGAUAUGAAAAAAACAGUAAACAAGAUUCAGGACCUGUUGCUCACAAAUAACAUGAUUAAUAUUGAAAGUUCUAGUGAAGAACCUUUUCAACUACCAAUUAAGAACCAGGCUUUACUAGAAUCUAUAGAGCAGCAUUUAGAAGAUGAGAAAAAUAUUGAACUUUUGGCUCAACGAUUAUACCUUUGUGGAGGGGACAAUACCCACAAAUCUGUUUUUUUAUUAAUGAAAAAACUGUUUUCCAGAGAUUUAGCAAUGCUCUAUUCUGGAUCAGGAAAGAAGGGAAAAUUAUCAUUUCAGAAGUUGUCAUGUUAUAAGGCUGUUAUAAAAGCUGUUCGGAAACGUUUUCCAGGCGCCACGGAUGCAGAUAUUAACAAAUCUAUAUCUUUGUAUUUGGCAGGAGCAGCAGACAGGGAAGGAGGACGUAAAAACAGAGAUGCCCAAUAA
This is a messenger RNA of Sitophilus oryzae (rice weevil), 1259 nucleotides long. RefSeq lists its product as uncharacterized. NCBI's taxonomy places the organism in Eukaryota, Metazoa, Arthropoda, Insecta, Coleoptera, Curculionidae. The transcript is spliced from 8 exons. The record is from RefSeq and is a predicted model, not a curated record. Bases 18 to 1259 code for a protein of 413 amino acids.